This is a messenger RNA of Anopheles maculipalpis, 2059 nucleotides long. It is a transcript of the gene ena, whose product is annotated as protein enabled. The coding region runs from base 1 to 2052 and encodes 683 amino acids. The record is from RefSeq and is a predicted model, not a curated record. Lineage: Eukaryota; Metazoa; Arthropoda; Insecta; Diptera; Culicidae. Gene Ontology annotation, molecular function: SH3 domain binding. The transcript is spliced from 10 exons.
AUGAGUGAACAAAGUAUUAUUGGUGCCCGGGCCUCGGUCAUGGUGUACGACGAUGUGCAGCGGAAGUGGAUACCGUCCGGCAGUUCGUCCGGUCUGAGCAAGGUGCAAAUCUUCCACCAUCAGCAAAACAACACGUUCCGCGUCGUUGGCCGGAAGCUGCAGGAUCAUGAGGUCGUCAUUAACUGCUCGAUCAUCAAGGGCCUCAAGUAUAAUCAGGCCACCGCAACGUUCCACCAGUGGCGCGAUUCCAAGUUCGUGUACGGUUUAAACUUUUCUAGCCCGAUGGAUGCGGAAGCGUUUGCCCGUGCCAUGAUGCACGCCCUCGAUGUUUUGAGUGGACGGGUUCCACCCUCGGCGACCAUGCAAACGACCAAUCCAAACCCGAGCCAGAUGGCUGCGGCAUACGAGGAGGACAUGGGCUAUCGUACGAUGACCCGUGAAGAUGCGGCCAUCAUGCAGCAGCAGCAGCAGAUGACUAGUCAACCGCCGGGUGUCGGUCCUCCACAGCAACCACCCAACUCCAUACCGGGUCCGGGCGGUGGCAUACUGUCCCCCCAGACGCCUACAUCUCAAACGCUGCCAUCACAAGCCACACAGCAGCAGCAGCAGCAGCAGCAACAACAACAACAGACGCAUCAUCGUACAAACAGUGCACCACCGGUCCCGCCAGCGUUACCGACACAGCAGCAACAGCAGCAGCAGGCAUCGCAGCAGGUACAGCAGCAGCAACAGAAACCGAUCUAUGCAUCACAGCAGAGCAACAGCAGUACCAACAGUAUUACCUAUGGAAACAAUUCGCAACAGUAUCCGCAGCCAAUCUACGUAGCAUCGAAUCAAAACCAUCAAAUGCUGAAUCAGUCGGUGUUGCCACCGCAACCUCCACAGCAACCACCGCCGCCCCAGCAGCAACAGCAGAUACCGUCGAACCUGUCGAACGGUUCGAUUUACGCGACGGCCACGUGCUCCCCGAGUGCGACCAACAGCAAUCCAUCGAAUCCGAUCUACGCCGGCCAGCAGCAGCUAGUGUCGCAACAACAGUCGCAGUCGGCGCCACCGCCACCACCGAUGAUGAUGCCACCGAAUGGUUACGGACCGCCGAAUGGUGUCGGUGGUCCGUACGGUACCGGACAACCACAGUACGGUAUCAUUCCACCGGUUCCUCAGAUGCCAAUGCAACCACUACCACAGCAACCCCAAUCACAGAUGCAACAGACGAACGCCGCUCCUCCACCACCGCCAAUGAUGCCGCCAAUGUUCCCCAUGUCUGCACCAUCCAACAUACCACAGCCUCCAGCACCACCCAUGCCACCAAAUCUGAAUAAUGCGGCUGCCCCGCCACCACCGCCACCGCCACCCGGUAUGCUUUCCUCGAAACCGGGUGAAAUAAAUUCCUUGGCCCUCCAGCUGGCCAGUGCCAAACUGAAACGCAGCCAACCACCAACCAAAGGCUCAGUCGGCGGUGGUGCGGGCAAUGCGGGCGUAUCAUCUACCGCCACGCUAACUUCCGCCACCAGCGGCAACAAUGUCGCGUCGUCCACCGUGACGGAAAACAGUGGCAGCAGUACAUCGAGCGGAGGUAGUGGUAAUUAUGGAACCAUAGGACGAUCGUCAUCCGGUAUGGCAUCGAUGAUGGAUGAAAUGGCAAAGACUCUUGCUAGGCGUCGAGCGCAGGCAGAAAAGAAGGAGCCGGACUCCAACGACGAUGGCGGUGCCGGAGGAUCCGGAGGACGCCAGCGGGCCUGGGAAAAAUCAAGCACACUACCGCACAAACUAGGCAGCAACAAUGCUGGUGGAGGCGGAGGAAGCAAUUCUGGUGCCGGUGGUGCUAGUUUGAGCGGUUCAGAAUCACCAAAACCGUCGCGGAAGCGUUUCGGCAGUGCCAGCGAGGAAACGAUACUGAAGCAGAUUAAUGGCGGUGACAGUUUCUCCCUUCCGACUGCGGUCGAGUUCGACAAUCUGAAGGAGGAAAUAUUGCGCGAAAUGCGCAAUGAGCUUGCGAAAGCAAAGCAAGAAAUAAUAGAAGUUAUCAAAUCCGAAUUCAACCGCAGGUAAACACACG